AUGACGGCAGCGAUCGUCCUGGCACUCCUCGCACUGGUCGCGGUCGCGAGCGCCGGUCCGGCGCAGCUGAUCGGCAACAACUGCCCCGCGACGCCCCCCGCAUACAUGUACCUGCUGUCCUUCAGCAGCCCCUUCAACGUCGAGUACUCGCGCUCCCGCUCGAGCAGUUACGCGAACGACGACGUCGUUGUGGGACUCUCCAGAGUCAGGUCCCUCUCGACUGACAGCCCCGGGUCCACGUGGAACGCGACGGGGGGGUCGCCGCUGCCGUACGCCUCGAGCAUCCAGGAGACGUACCACGCGAGCGACUUUGGUCUGACGGUCAGCCUCGCGGCCGUGAACGCCACGGACGCCAACCUGCCGUCGGCGCGGGCAGCAAGCAACCCGCACCUCACCGAGGUCACGUACUCCAUCUCGCUCAGCCUGGUCGACCCCGCCGACGGCGUCCAGAGGGACCUCGGUCUGGUGCUGCUGGGCGACAACGCUGACGUGCUGCGCGGCCGCGCACCGACGUCCCCUCCGUCGCGGUUCGGGUCCGUGUACGACACCGCGUCCGGGUGCUACGACAACGGCGGCGCAUGGGCUUGCGCGAUCGGGAGCGCUGGGCAGGGCAACGUCAAAUCGGGCACCUCGCGGCCGUGGACCUCCGCGUGGCCGACGGACGUGGACGUUGUGGCCGUGUUCGACCCGAACUCGUCGUCUGCGUACCGCGUGGCGAACCUGCUCGGCUGGGUCAUCAUCACGCGCGACAUUCUCGCGACCAGGGCGUUCGACGUUGACACUGGCUCAGAUCACUGGGUCGGCAUGGGCACGCGCCUCUUCUGGCUCGACUACAGGGCGCUGACGCAGGGCGUCGCCAGCGGCAUCAUGACCAACGGCUUGUUCAGCAUGCCGUCUCCGUACAACACCCCGAGCAGCUGCGCCACAGGCAGCUGGACAAACUGUGCCCUGAACUCACUGCACCACCUCUCCUCCAAGGAGCGGAUGCUCGGCAAGAUGGGCGUUGGCGCCGACACCGACUUCGGCCCCGCCGACCUGACGGCGACGGCCCUCAGCACGAUCGGCGGCGUGAUCGCCCUCGGCACGCACAUCUUCGGCGACACCGCCUGGACGCCGCUCCGCGCGUCCGGCGGGUGCGGGCAGUCCGCGGUCAGCAGGAACCAGAUCUUGUGCGUCGAGGGCGCCGGGUGGCACCCACUUCUCCUGGCCGACUCCGUGGCCACCCUGGCCACGUGGACGUGGACGAUCCCGUCGGCGGGGAGCGUGUUGUCGCCGCCUGUCUACUCCGUCGGCUCCACGGCUGUCAGCCCGGCCACCGCGGACAUGGUCAACUACUUUGUGUCCACGCGGAGCAACUCGCAGAUCGGACGCUACGUGCGCUGCGACGGAGACUUCAUGUACAUGUCGGACGGCGCGUCCACGCUCUUCUACGGCCGCCCUACGUUCGACGACGGCAGUGUCGGCAUUCUCGGUACCUUUGGAGUCGGCCUGCAGAGCCCCGGUGACCCCGGGGUGUACGCCCCCGCGAACGUUCCAGCGCCCUCGACCACGUUGUGCGGGGACAUGGCGAUCGACCGCCGGUCGCCGGGGCUCGUCUGGGGCUGCCCCGGGGACCUCGCGGGCGGGUUCGUGGUGUUCUCGCGGCCGGCGUGGACCGGGUCUGCAUGGGCCACGUCGCUGCAGCUCUGGGACGUGGUCGGGGGGCAGACGUCGUGGCAGUCGAUCAGCAACCUCGAAGGCGGGGUGUCCGUCGCGAUGUCCAACUCGACGAUCGUCGUCGGGUCGGUCGGUCGGAUCGACAUCUUCGAGAUCGACUACGCGCUCAACCCCUCAAACACGCCGUUCCCGGGCGGCAUCCCGCCGUCGAACUACUUCAGGAUCAUACGCGACACCGGCGAGCCAGCAUUCUUCGGCCGCAAGGUUGCCAUGUCCACCCUCGACGCACCCUUCCACGGGACGUCCCCGAUCGUCGUAGCCGAGGCCACGCCGAAGACCGUCACGGGCGUCAGCAAUGGCCCGCAAGCGGCCAUCUACACCUACGAGACGGACUUCUGCUCCAACAUGGCCACCAGCCCUCCGCUGCCGACCGUCCCGGGCACGCCGCCGCCCCUGCCCACGAGCGCCGCGGUGUACGCAGUUGGCGUGGUGUUCCAGGCCGCGGCGGCGCUGGGCAACCCGCAGGGCGCCACGCCGGACGACCAGGCGUCGGUCCUCCGCGCGGACCUGCUCUCGCUCGUCAACGCGCUGAGCGGGCACGUGAGCGGAGGAGCGGUGCUCUCGGUCAAGGCCGUGUACCCCUACUACGAUACUGCGGUUCCGACGACCGGGCGCAUGCACCGCCGCGCCAUGAUGGCGACUGCGGUGCCCACGGGACACAUGGUGGUGUUCGCGGUGACCGGCAACGAUGUCUACAGUGGCGGCGCGACGGGUGUCACGGUCUACCGCGACAAGCUGCGCACGGCGCUGCGCACCACGCCCCUCCCGAGCUUCCAGCCGACGGGGGAGGUGUAUUUCCUGCCCAUCAGGGUCGAUUACAACCUCGAGGGCUUCACGUCCGCUGCGCUGCCCGCGGCGCCGCAGGCACCGCAGGAGGACACGUCCGAUGACGCUGGCCGCUUCGCGGCGACGAUGCGCCCCGUGGUCGGGCAGUACAAGGAGUACGACGAGACGACGCGCACCGUGGCCAGCGCCCCGCUCAACACCUUGUCGCCGGCGUCGGACCAGCGAUACCAGUGGAUGCGUGGGUCGGACACGUUCUCGGCGCUGAUCACGCUGCAGUCGGGCGUCAGCGUCGAAAUCACGCCGGCGACGUUCGUAACCCACGGUCUGUCCGUGCAGUCCGUCACCGCCGCCUCGGCCAGCGCGUACACGGUGGUGGUGGCCCUCGACCCGGCAUUCGAAGGCGAGGCCGUGCUCGGCCUGCCCGCCGGCCGGCUCGUGUCGACCGACGGACGCACGAACGAAAGACAGCAGGAGCUGAGGAUUUUCGUCGACCGGACGCCGCCGACGGUGUCCUUCGACCUCCUGCCGGCGUACUUCUCGGACCCAGUGCUGCGCUUCGACCUGAUCGUCGCAGGGGGGCCUGUCGUGCCCCCGGCGUCGCUCGAGGGCAAGAUCGUCGUCACCGGCGCCACCGUGCGCCGCGUCGCCGCCUCCUUCCUCUCCGCGACGCGCAUCCGCGUGCUCCUGGAGCCCGCGACGACGGGCUCGCUCGUCAUCACGAUCCCUGCCGGGGCGCUGACGGACGUGGCCGGGAACUCGAACCCCACGCCGGUUGCAGCAACGACGAUCUACAGGAAGCCGGCGGUGUCUCGCGAGGCCACCGAGGACGCCGUGACGUCGGUGUCGGCCGCGAGCGCAGGUGCGAGCGCUGCGGCCGCGGCCUCGAGCGCGGCGUCCGGCGCCGGAGCAGGCGCGGCAGGCAGCGGGUCGGCGGCGUCCGGAGGCACGGGUGCCGCCAGCGGCGCAGGAAUGGCGCUCCUGAUCGGCUCGCUGCAGAAGAUGAACAUGAUCGCGCAGCUCGAGGAGCCGUCGAAGCCCGCGAUGCUCACCGGCGCGGGGUGUUCGACGGAGCCGUUCAUGGGCAGGGGCAUCUUCCUCGGCGACGACGGCAAGUCGCCGGAGUGCGUGCCUGCUGACGAUCAGCUCGCGGCGGUCGCAGGCGCGAGGCGCCGCGUGCGGCGGAGGGGGCUGUUCGACGUCGUUGGUCUGCGGCGGCGUCACCACCCAGCACACGUCGUGGAUGCCGGGGAACCGGAAGCCAGUCUCGACUCCCUGUUUGCCGUCUCGAGUGCGGAGAUGGAGAGGAUGCUUCGGCGUCCGGAGCGGUUCAAGCAGGUCCUCGAGGGGCUCGACGCGGUGUGCAAGUACUAUGCGCCGCACAUCGCGGAGGCCGGGCGCAUCCCCUGCACGGACGUGCACAACGCCGUACACGGACUGGCGUCCACCCAGGGUCGCCGGGGCUUCUUCGCUGCGGCGCGGCACGUCCUGGCCGUUGACGUCUGGGCGCGUGUGCACACCGAGCUGUUCGGGCGCCCCCCGCGGUACGCAGUGGAGGCGUGGGCGCGCGACUACCGCGCGGGCGCGGGGAGCGCGAAGCCCGUCACGUGGGAGAUCCUCCCGGGCCGCGCCCUCACCGAGGAGCACCGUCGCAAGGUUCUGCAGGACCCGCAGGGCGCCGCGGAGGCCGCCAUGGUGACAGGCAUCGAGGACGCAACCGACCACCUCUUCCUUGGCACGGCCGAGCAGAUGAUCGCCAUGGCGAUCCUCGUCGGGGUGGAGACGGCCGUGCAAGUGUUUGCGACGCUCGUGUGGCUGUACCUGCGCCGUCGCAGGGGGCGCACGCCGCGGUACCCCUCGCAGCUGCUCUUCCCGCGCAUCCAGGUCUACACCCUGUACUUCUUCGUCCCGGCCAUCGCGCAGACGGCCGGGGCGCUCAUCACGGACGACCGCGACGGAGAGCAGGCGCUCGGGUGGAUCCUGCUCCUCGCGAUCCCGAUCCCGAUGGUCCUGUACUGCGCGUGGAUCGUAUACUCGACGCAGGUGGCGAUGGACUCGUGCUAUCGAGGCAUCUUUUACGAGGUCGACGAGAAGGAGGCGCAGGCGGCGUGGCACGGACACCGCCCCGGUCCCUGGACUUGCCUCGGGAUCUGGCGGCGCGCGCCCGUCGGGGAAUGGAAGGGCCGCAACUCCACGGAGAUGGCGUUCUUCACGCGGUUCGGCGUCAUUUUCGAGGACUACCACGGGCCGUACGUGGUGCGCAAGAACUGCACGUGGGAGCUCGACCCGGUGAUCAAGCGCAUCAACCGCGGGUACCUGGAAGCGUGGUACCCCGACGGGAAGUACUCCGUGCUCUCGACGCUUUUCGCGUACGGCUGCGCGUUCAACGCCCCCCUGCGCGUCACCUUCAUGUUUCUACUGGCGCUGGUGUCGAGCGUCGCGAGCCCGACGGAGGGCGAGGGGCAGAUCGCGGGGUUCAUCGUCCUCACGACGAUCAACGUGCUCCUCCUCCUCACCUUCCAACCCUACGCCUCCGGGACCGACCAGCUCGUCGACGCCCUGCAGUCCACGUGCGAGUACGUCUCCGUCUGGCUGCUCCUGGGCAUCGUGGUCGCCGUCAACACCAUCGACGACCCCGCCGACCGCGCCGACACCGCGAAGCUCCUCGGGGACGCCCUCAUGGUGGUGCUCGUCGUAGGCCUCUCCGUCUCCGUCAUCUCCCAGGUGUACGACGUCGCGUGCGAGCUCGCGGACUUCGUGCGGUUCUCGUGCUCCAUGCGCAUGAAGCCCGCGGAGAUGCUGCACCGCGUCGUCGAGGAGGAGGUCGAGGACAAGCGCGCGCGAAUCCUCGGCAAGAUGUACGCCAACCGGUGGGCGAACGCGGCUCUCGGACGCCCUAUCAGCGGCUGGCCGCGCCUUGGCCCGCUGUCCGCGGAGGAGGAGGCGUACGUCCAGCGCACCGUCGCGGAGCACCGCGUCGCGCUGUACAAGAACGCCAGGCUGCGCUUCGGAGGUGCUACAUUCAAGUCCAGCAAAUCCCUGGCCCAGUCCCGCGCCGACGCCGUGGACCAGGAGUCGGUCCUGCUCCUCGGCGCAACGCAGCGGCUGAAGGCGUCGUACGAGCGCGGCAGGAAGCACGAGGAGAGGAUUCAACACGCCGCGGAGCGUUGGAUGAGCCUUGGCAACAUCCACGUGCCGCACUUCGGGCUGUCGUUCAAGCGCAGCUCGCUCAAGGCCGACCAGGAGCAGCGCGCGACGCUCGAGGUCGGCGACCGCGUCUCUCGCGACGGCAGCAGCGCGACCACGGCGUCCGGGCGGUCGGGCAACGCCGUGCAUCCGUCGUCCGGCGAGGAGUCCAGCGGGUCGCCUGUGUAG
Molecule: messenger RNA, 5874 nt
Organism: Pedinophyceae sp. YPF-701
Lineage: Eukaryota; Viridiplantae; Chlorophyta; Pedinophyceae
Source: the annotation of a GenBank genome assembly